ACAACUCGUGGUUCAGUUCGUGCUGAGCCUGUUGCAAGUCUUGACUCUUUGAGUCGCUGAUUCGUGCAUAUCGAACCAACUCUCGCCCGUCGAUUGGGAGGGAAAACUUUGUCAGCACCGCGCGCCUUCUUAUCAGUUCUUAUCUUAUUGCGCUGAAAUAGUGGUCAACGAAGUUGGAAACACGCUCGCGUCGGCCGUGGCACGCACAGCGUUCGCAUCCGUAAAUAAAUCCGACCAUAAGAAAAAUUUCGCUCCGCUCGCAAAAUGAAAAUUCAUAAAGUGUUCAACAUCAUAAUUCUCGGUUUGAAUUCGUAAUCGGUGCGGCGUGACCCUCGAUCGAGAAGACAUCUUCGGGAUCUUGCCAGCCAGGGAUAGCAGAAUAACGUGCCGGUUGCAACUUAUUUAUACCCGCGACCGAAUAUAGAAUGAGUCGGAAGAGCGGCUACAAGAGUGUCUACACAAGUCCCGAUGGCAUCGACGAUGGCAUUCAGAAAGUAUCAACAGGAUGGUUUGGAACAAGGCACAUGGUCACGCUCAUGCUGUUCAUGGGCAUGGCGAACGCGUACAUCAUGAGGACCAAUAUGUCAGUGGCGAUUGUCGCAAUGGUUAAUCACACGGCCGUCGAUGAGAAGAACAAAAAUCACGUUGUAGAAGUCUAUGAUGAUGAAUGUGGCGUACCUUAUGAGAACGAGAAGCACAAAAAUGGCACCGAUGGAGAGUACGUUUGGGACAAUGAUAUUCAGAGUUACAUCCUCAGCUCCUUCUUCUAUGGCUAUGUCAUCACUCAAAUUCCUUUCGGUAUUCUGGCGAAAAGAUACGGCAACAUCUGGUUCUUGGGCGUCGGCAUGCUGGUGAAUUCCGUCUUCGGUUUGCUGGUGCCCAUUGCUGCUGAAGGCGGUAUUUGGACGCUGAUCAUCGUCAGAUUUAUUCAAGGAUUGGGCGAGGGCCCUAUUGUACCAUGCACGCACGCUCUUCUGGCGAAAUGGAUUCCACCUAAUGAGAGAAGUCGUAUGGGUGCGUUCGUUUACGCAGGAGCCCAAUUUGGUACUGUUAUCUCCAUGCCGUUGAGUGGUUUGUUGUCCCAGUCUGAUGCCGGUUGGCCUUCGAUUUUCUACGCGUUUGGUGCUGUUGGUACCAUCUGGUCUUUGGCAUUCCUGUGGUGGGUCUAUGAGGAUCCCGAAGUCCACCCAACUAUUAAUCCCGACGAAAAGAAGUACAUCAUGAAUGCAUUAUGGGGAACUCAGGGAAUUACUAUGCCCCCCAUUCCAUGGAAAUCCAUCAUCAAGUCCAUGCCUUUCUGGGCUAUCCUCAUUGCUCACAUGGGUCAUAAUUACGGUUAUGAAACAUUGAUGACCGAAUUGCCAACUUAUAUGAAACAAGUGCUUCGUUAUGAUAUUAAAGAGAAUGGUACCCUUUCUGCCUUACCCUACCUCGCUAUGUGGAUCUUUUCAAUGUUCGCUAGCCAAAUUGCUGAUAAGUUACUUAGUGCCAAAAUAUUAUCACUUACUGUGGUUCGUAAAAUACUCAAUGGCAUCGGUCAAUUCGGUCCCGCCAUCGCUCUUGUGGGCGCUUCCUUCACAGGCUGCCAACGUGGGUGGACUGUUGCUAUCCUCACAGUCGGUGUUGGUCUCAAUGGUGGUAUCUAUUCCGGUUUCAAAGUAAAUCAUUUAGAUAUAUCGCCAAGGUUUGCUGGUAUUUUGAUGGCUUUCACGAAUUGCCUUGCCAAUUUGGCUGGUCUAUUGGCACCUUUAUUUGCUGGUCAAAUUUUGAAAGGUGGUACCGAAGUUCUGUCAACACAUGAAAAAUGGCAGAUUGUUUUCGUUACUGCCGGCGGUGUGUAUGCAGUGUGUUGUACAAUCUAUUUGAUAUUCGGUUCUGGUGAACGCCAGCCAUGGGACAAUCCUGGAGAUGACGAGGACACGAGCAGUAGCAGAAGCACUAGCUGUCGGCCGCAAAACAGUAAAGAUCGAGACGUAGAAAGUGCAAAUCAGUUAACUACAGCGACGUAGUGUGUGCGUGUGAAUGGGUGUUUAAAUGGGUGGGUUCGUGAUGCCCUUUUUUUAUACAUAAUAUAGAAUGAUUGAAUUUUA
Molecule: messenger RNA, 2090 nt
Organism: Dalotia coriaria
Lineage: Eukaryota; Metazoa; Arthropoda; Insecta; Coleoptera; Staphylinidae
Gene: Picot
Product: putative inorganic phosphate cotransporter protein picot
Exons: 9
Coding region: 426-2009 (527 amino acids)
Biological process (GO): transmembrane transport; monoatomic anion transport
Cellular component (GO): membrane
Molecular function (GO): transmembrane transporter activity
Source: RefSeq, a predicted model, not a curated record